Microthlaspi erraticum is the source of this 366-nucleotide messenger RNA. The record is from the annotation of a GenBank genome assembly. NCBI's taxonomy places the organism in Eukaryota, Viridiplantae, Streptophyta, Magnoliopsida, Brassicales, Brassicaceae.
AUGCCAACGCACCUUUCCGGACGCGAUUCGUCGAUAUUUACUUCGACGAUGAGGGCUGGCUUUGGUCUCUGGUGGUAUGGAAGGCGUGGAUCCAUUUCCUCGUUUGCGGUGCACGUUGCUGCUAGGCGGAGCCGUCGAGACGACGGCCUUCAUCUCAUGGAGCCAUGGGGUGCCCAAAAUGGCGUUGUAAAUGGCUGGUUUAUCGAUGACGAAGAAUUUGGCGGCUUGGUUGUUCCUCCGACGUGGAUAGGUAGGCGGAUCGUGCCUUCACUGGAGACAUGUUCGGAGGUGAAUCCGGUGAGGGAGUACAACGAACGCUUGAUCUGUUUUCUGCUGAUUCCCAUGCGGUUGAGGGUCUCUUUGUAG